AUGAAGCUAUUGGAGAAUGCUAAAACUAACAGUAUUAGUAGUGCAUUGAGUAUCGAUACUGGUCACUGCCGUAUCAAUGGACGAGUUGAGAGUUAUUCUGUAAAAUGUAAAACAUUGUUUUAUCUAAAGUCCACUCUUAAUGCUUCGUUUUAUCCUGAUUAUGACUUCUCUGAUGCCAAAUCAGAUGAGUUUAGUCGUGAACCGUCUAUCCAGUGGGUCAUGGAUGCUGUGCGAUCAAAUUUAUCACCAGCUUAUGGUGAAGUAUUUGGUGUACUGGAGUCACAGCUAUGGGCAGCCAUUGAUGAAGAAAUACAACUCAAAGAUAGCGAUAUAUACAGUUAUAAUGCUGAUCUUGAAUCAGAUCCAUAUGGUGAGGAAGGUAGCCUGUGGUCAUUUAACUAUUUCUUCUACAUAUAA
This is a messenger RNA of Gigantopelta aegis, 417 nucleotides long. RefSeq names its product repressor of RNA polymerase III transcription MAF1 homolog. Gene Ontology annotation, biological process: negative regulation of transcription by RNA polymerase III. The record is from RefSeq and is a predicted model, not a curated record. Gene Ontology annotation, molecular function: RNA polymerase III core binding. NCBI's taxonomy places the organism in Eukaryota, Metazoa, Mollusca, Gastropoda, Neomphalida, Peltospiridae. Gene Ontology annotation, cellular component: nucleus.